ACUUUUUUUAUUCUCCCAAUCCCUUCGCCCCUUCGCCCCUUCGCCCCUUCGUCCUCCUUGUCUCUGAUAUCAUGCGAAACGCCCCUAGUUGAAUAUGCACCAGGUUUGACUGAAGGCGUCCCAUAAUUUUCUACCCCGCGAUUCCAUCGUCAGAUCUGGACCCCUCGACUUCGAAUUUGCCGUCCAGUGCUCGAUCGAGAGACGUGCCUCGUGCCCGUGCCCCUGCCCGCGCACGCGCCGUGAAGCCGACGCUGCCCUCACUCACCUCCCAUCAUUUCAUAGAAACCCUCGCUGCCACCCACCGACUGGGGGGGAGGGGGGGAGCCAAUCCCAGCGAUAAUGUCCACGUCCUCCGGUACACCCGAGUCGUGGGUGUCUUCCUUCUGCUCCCUGUUGGGCCAUGAAUAUUUCGCAGAGGUGUCGGAAGAGUUCAUCGAGGAUGACUUCAACCUUACUGGCCUACAAUCACAGGUUGCCAUGUACAAGGAGGCUCUUGAGAUGAUUCUUGACGUGGAACCCGAAGACGACGAGGAGGACGAGGAGGAAGAAGAAGAAGAGGAAGAAGAGAACGAGUCGGGCGAUCCGGAGCGAAUGACCGCGCGACAAGAGCGGCGUCAUACCCGCAUGGCGAGCGACCUCAGCGUCAUCGAAUCAUCGGCCGAGAUGCUGUACGGCCUCAUCCACCAGCGCUUCAUCUGCUCAAGAGCCGGCAUCCAACAAAUGUGCGAGAAGUACGAGCUGGGCCACUUCGGCUUCUGCCCGCGGACCAACUGCGACCAGGCCAAGACGCUGCCCGUGGGCCUGUCCGACAUCCCCGGCGAGGACACGGUCAAGCUCUUCUGCCCGUCCUGCCUCGACGUCUACGUGCCGCCGAACAGCAGGUUCCAGACCGUCGACGGCGCCUUCUUCGGCCGCACCUUCGGCGCGCUCUUCCUCCUGACCUUCCCGGAAUACGACCUCACAAAACGUGGGGCCAGCGAGAUGCUCCGCGGCAGCAGCGGCGGCGGUGGCGGCGGCGACGGCGACGGCGCCCGCGUCCACGAGUCGCAGUACGAGACCGUCAACGGCAUGUACGCCCGGAACAUCGCCCCCGGCCUCGGCGUCGGCCGCCUCUACGAGCCCAAGAUCUACGGCUUCCGCGUCUCGGAGAUCUCGCGCUCGGGCCCCAGGAUGCAGUGGCUCCGCGACCGGCCCGACGACAUGACCGAGCUGGACGAAGCGCGGCUCUACGCCGAGCUGCAUCCCGAUUCCGACGAGGACCACAACAUGAAUCCGAACAGCAACACCAGCGGCAGCAGCCGCCGCCUGGUCCGGCGGCGCCCGCCCGGUAAUGCGCGCCUCCACCGGAACCAGGCGGCGCGGAACGGGAGCCCGAUGAACGUGGAGGCGAACGGUGGCGCGGAAUCGGAGCUCUAGACGGUGUCGUCGUUACAGAUGAGAGGAACAUAUCAUAUACACCAAACGAUGUGGUUUAUUGGCGGGAGAAGGGGG
Molecule: messenger RNA, 1491 nt
Organism: Sodiomyces alkalinus F11
Lineage: Eukaryota; Fungi; Ascomycota; Sordariomycetes; Glomerellales; Plectosphaerellaceae
Product: casein kinase II regulatory subunit
Exons: 2
Coding region: 340-1416 (358 amino acids)
Cellular component (GO): cytoplasm; protein kinase CK2 complex
Molecular function (GO): protein kinase regulator activity
Source: RefSeq, a predicted model, not a curated record